This is a messenger RNA of Sphaeramia orbicularis (orbiculate cardinalfish), 1812 nucleotides long. Its product is annotated as multidrug and toxin extrusion protein 1-like. The transcript has 17 exons. Gene Ontology annotation, cellular component: membrane. The record is from RefSeq and is a predicted model, not a curated record. NCBI's taxonomy places the organism in Eukaryota, Metazoa, Chordata, Actinopteri, Kurtiformes, Apogonidae. Bases 1 to 1746 code for a protein of 581 amino acids. Gene Ontology annotation, biological process: xenobiotic detoxification by transmembrane export across the plasma membrane. Gene Ontology annotation, molecular function: xenobiotic transmembrane transporter activity; antiporter activity.
AUGGAGGUGUCCAGUGACAGGCUGUUUUGCUGCAGGUGGGUGCGCCACAGGGUUCCCCUGGCCCACAGGGACGAGCUGUACCACAUCCUGAGAAUGACAGGGCCACUGCUGCUCUCUCGAAUCCUCAAUUACCUGCUUCCAUUCGUCGUUACAAUGUUCUGUGGCCGUCUGGGAAAUGAAGUGAUGGCUGGUUACGGAUUAGCUUCUGCUACCAUAAAUAUUACCACUGCAGCAACAGGAUGUGGUCUGGGACUGGCAUGUGAUACACUGGUGUCUCAGACAUUUGGAGGUAGAAACCUGCUGCGAGUUGGAGUGAUCCUUCAGCGGGGAAUCAUCAUCCUGCUGUUGUUCUGUCUGCCCUGCUGGGGUCUGCUCAUUAAUGCAGAGGCCAUCCUGUUAUGCAUGGGCCAGGACCCUAAGGUGGCCAGAAUAGCCCAGUUGUAUAUCACAGCCUUUCUUCCUGCAGUUCCAGCAAUGUUUCUCCAUCAGCUGCAGGUGUCAUAUCUGCAGAACCAGGAUAUAAUACUGCCUCAAAUGUACACUGCUGCCAUGGCAAAUGUAGCAAAUGUGGUGACGAACUACAUCUUUCUUUACUGGUUGGAUAUGGGGGUUAGUGGAUCUGCAGCAGCGAACACCCUGACUCAAAUUUACAUUUGUAUUUUUCUGUUUGCUUAUAUUUGGUGGAAGAAGCUCCAUGUCAUAACAUGGGGAGGCUGGUCUGUAGAAUCGCUGCAGGAGUGGGGAUCCUACAUGAAACUAGCCAUUCCCAGUACUUUAAUGACAUGUUUUGAGUGGUGGGUUUAUGAGUUUGGGGGUUUCUUUGCAGGAAUGCUGAGUGAAGAUGAGCUGGCAGCCCAACAUGCUGUGAUAAUGGUGGCAUUUAUAACCUACAUGUUCCCUCUUGGUAUUCAAGCUGCAGCAUGUGCUCGUGUGGGUAACGCUCUCGGUGCAGGAGACACUGAGAGGGCGAUCCUCAGCAGCAAAGUCUCCCUCACACUUGCAGGUACCUUUGCCAUAGUUGAGGGUGUUGUGCUCGGCUCGUGUAAAACAGUGAUUGGCUACCUUUUUACAUCUGAUGAGAAUAUUGUAGAUCUGGUGUCUCACUUGAUGAAUGCUUACUGUUUCCUUCAGUUCUUUGAUGGCCUUGUGUGUGUAUGCACAGGCAUCUUCUUGGGUACAGGCAAACAGAAGAUACCAGCUGUGGCUAAUCUGAUUGGAUACUAUGGCAUAGGACUCUCUCUAAGUGUCACUUUAACAUUUGUGGCAAAACUAAGAGUUUUAGGUUUUUGGCUGGGACUGCUCAUUUGUGUCAUUCUGCAGUCCACCUUCUACAUCAUUAUCAUCUUCAAGCUCAAUUGGAAAAGAAUGACUGAGGAGGCUGUGAGACGAGCCCAGAAGAAGGCACACAUGACAUUAUUAAAUGCAUCUCCCCUGUCAUAUACAUCUGGACAUACAUCAGUAGAUGGCUACGUAUCUGUGAGUACAGCAUGGCAUGAUGGGAACAUGGAGACACAGGGUGCUCAUGUGGUCCAGCAGGUGAAGGCUGGUCGUCUCUCCGCCACUCAGCUGAUCCUGAGACGAGGCCUCACUGUGCUUGGCGCUGUCGGCCUUCUUGCUCUGGGUGUUGGUGUCCACUUCCUCGUGCCCUUACCGGAGAUUCCUUUAAAGGCCAACGACACUUUAGACUCAAUCCAUACUACAUAUUCCCCUAAUCUUACAACUGUGCCGAUUCUAAUACAAAAAUAAGUUUAAGUGAUUUGCUCAUGAAUGUUGUUGUCAUGAUUGUUUGUGCUCAUUGUCAUUAAAGCAUGA